CAGGAAUACAACAAAAUACAGCUGAGCCGCCGCUCGCUGCUCAACUUGAAGCCUUCUUGUGUUUUAUCAAUUGAUGCGCACACCGACUCCUGGCAGGCUUUUUUACCUCCGCUGACAGCACUGUGAAAAAGAUGCACCUCGACAUGACUCUACUUCAGAUUCUUGCUGUGCUCCUCCUGCCAGGAGCGUGGGGUCAAAGUGGCGGCAGCAGCAGCACUCUAGGCGUAGUGGUGGAGGCCAAGAACGUCACCCUCCCUGCAGGGUCUAAGGCCACUCUGCCCUGCCACAGCCCCCGUAUGGUGUGGACCCAAGACAGACUGAAGGACCGUCAGAGGGUGGUGCACUGGGACUUGGUGCGCAGCAGCCCAGAGUAUUCGGUGGAGCGAGUCCUGGACAUGUCCCCCGGAGCGCGCCAGAGGGUCUACAACGGCUUCAACAAGGGUCGCAUCUCUGUCCCAGACUCUGCUUUCAAUGAUGGCAACUUCUCCCUCAUCAUCAACAAUGUGGUCUCAACCGACAAAGGAGUUUACACCUGUAAUCUGCACCAUCACUACUGCCAGAUUCACCAGUCCAUUCAAAUCCAGCUCAAUGUCACUAAGUCAGUUCGCAAAGAGAAACGUUAUUGGGAUGGAGAGAAGACCGUGUUUGUGGUCUUGUUGGGCAAGUCAGUGGUACUGCCUUGUGUGAACAGACGCCCCCUGUGGAGAGAGGGCCUCCAGGAGGACCAGCAGCAGGUAGCCCACUGGGACUUCCAGCCCCCUGGUGUGCGUCCUGAUAAGGCUGACCGCCUGGUGGACCUCUACGCCUCCGGAGAGCGCCGGGAUUAUGGCCCACGCUUUGGCCAGAACAAGAUGAGCGUGGCGGAAGAUGCUUUCACUUUAGGGGAUUUCUCACUGUCCAUUUCUGACUUGAAGCCUGUUGACAAAGGCCUGUACUCCUGCCACCUGCAUCACCACUACUGUGGUCUGCACGAGAGACGCAUCUUCAGGCUCACUGUGGGACCUCCACUUCCGCCCGCCCCCACGACAGCACCCAGAGUUUUCCAGAAUGAUGCGCCAGAACCAAGGACUGAUGAAGUGGAGGGGCCACGUGUGGUGAAUGUCAUUCUCCCUGAGCAUCGAGGUUACUUCAUGCAACAUCUGGGCUACUUCCUGGCGACUUUAUUACUGCUGGCAUUCAUCGUUGUCGCUGUCAUUGUGCUGACUCGACGGCGCAAAAAGAGAGGGCUGGAGUAUGACCUGCGUCGAUCUGAUCGAGGGAAUGUGAUGAGUGGAGGUGAAAUGUCAUUAGACUGCACAGAGAUGAGGGCCUGCAACCAGGAACCUCUGAACUCAGACUACAAAAACAACCUACUGAAAGAGAGAGAUAUGGCCAAAGACUGCAAUAGGGACUUUGAUGGGAAGCUGUGGAAGUGAGUGCGAUAUUUCUGAGAUGCUGCUGGCAGGUCCAGGGCAAACACCGGAAGAGUGAAAGGACCGCGGAGAGAAGAGAAGCCCAGGAGAGGACAGGAGGAAUGCUCCCUCUGCUGUAACUCUAACACACUAAGCUUUUUCACUGAAAGCCACAAACAUUUUUUCACGUUAGUUGUUUUUAUACCCUGCCUCUUCACCAGCUGUUAUAACAAUAUGGUUAAACAUAUAUUUAAUCCUUACUCGUUGCAUUUGUUGUUUUAUUUUAAAUAUAUUAGGCAUUUUUUUAAUCAUUUUUUAUUUUAUUUUUUACAAAAAUGCAUGCUGUUUAUUAAAGUAUGUUUUAUGUGUACUUUGCAUGCUUACAGAGCUGCAAGCUUACAGCUCUACUCCAUUUUUAAAUUUGAUGAUUUUCUUUUUUUUUUUUUGCACAAAUUCUGCUGUAAUUUGUAAAGGUGUUUCAUCAGGUUUCAAAGGUGACGUUACUGUAGGUAGACAGUUUCAGACAGUGUUUGGAAACAAGUGCCACACAUUUCUAGUUAUAGAUAUAUAAGAUAUAUAUGUGUGUGUGUGUAUGUGUGUGUAUAAUAAGACAUUUUAAACAGAUUACAGUACUUCUUUUAAACAAAACUGUACUGUGGAUUUUAUGUUUUUUAAAUUUUCAGACUGUCAGAUCUAAAUUCUUCCUCAAUUAAUAUUUAUUUCCAAAUGGAUUUAUCUGUUCAUUGAUUAUGUAUCAAGUGAAAAAUACUGAAAUUUAAAGACCAUGGACUAAAGGCUCAGUCUACCGAAACUCAGGUAAAAACAAAUCUGUUGACCAUUUAUUUGGUUUUUAAUGGGCUGUGCAGUACUUGUUUGCAUCAUGCAUGUAUGACGUACCCUGGUUUGUAGAACACUGAAUUUUCAUGACAGAAUCUGCUGGUUAAUGACACAGGUACAAAUCUGUUAUAAAAUGUGCGGCUGUAGCUCCGUGAGGUUCACUGCAGGAAGAAGAGCGUCUAUCUCGGUAAUGCUAAAUCAAAAGCUGUAAUCCUAACCCCCUUUUCUCUCUUUGCCUCUUGCUCACGUGCACUCUCUCUGAUGUUGGUCUCUUCUGAGAAAAUAUUUCUUUUAUUAAAGAUUCUCAACAGUG
Messenger RNA from Epinephelus lanceolatus (giant grouper), 2541 nucleotides. RefSeq names its product matrix remodeling-associated protein 8-like. Gene Ontology annotation, biological process: cell adhesion; cell differentiation. Lineage: Eukaryota; Metazoa; Chordata; Actinopteri; Perciformes; Serranidae. The record is from RefSeq and is a predicted model, not a curated record. Gene Ontology annotation, cellular component: membrane; cell surface.